GACGAGUCUCGGAGCAGGAGCAAAACGAAACUGAAAGAAUUGUAAAAAAGAAUAAGGAUUUGUUUUUAACCGAUCAGAAACAAGCCAUCGUCCAAGACAUUAAAAAUAAUUUUCAACAAGCCCGGGCUGUAAUUUUCUACAAUUUUCACCACGCCGAAAACCGCAAACUCUUCAAAUUAAAAAAAGAAUUAAAAAAGCAGGCUAAUGCGUUCAUUUUUUGCCAAGGGGACGAAUAUGAACCCUUAAACAUUCUUAAUCAGUUCGCUAAGCGUCAUUCCGAAGGAACUUAUGGGACUAAUAAUUUCGGAAAAAGAAGAGAAGAAAUAACUGAUUUAAAUCUAGAUAUCAUUAGUAUCCGUUGUAGCAAUAGUAGUAGCAAAAAUUGUUUAGAAGGCCAUUUAGAUUUCAGUAAUUUUGUGAAUUUAGAAAAACUAAGUUGUUCUAAUAAUUUAUUAACUAGUAUUGAUUUAAGUGAAUGUUCAAAAAUUAAAUCCUUAUAUUGUCACACAAAUAAUUUAACCACUGUUGAUUUUCUUAACAGUUUACCGCAUCCCGAAAAAUUAGAAAUAUUAGUAAUUUACAAUAAUAAUAUUCAAUCCACCAACAUUGAAGUAUUUAGUAAACACAAUAAAUUCUAUGGUUCUUUUAAAUCUUACCAAAACUUAAUUAAAUUAAAUGACAUUUGCAUUGAAGCCACUGACAUUAAUGAAGGAUUAGAAUAUUUGCCGGAAAGUUUAGCUAAAGAAACCAAAGAGAGAGGACGUAAGCAAAAAUUAAUCCAAGACUUAGAAACUAAAAUUCAACAAACUCAGCAAGAACUCCAAGCAACUAAACAAGACCAAACUGAUAAAACCAAAAAAAUUGAAAGAUUGGAACAAAAAGUCCAACUAUUAGAAGAAGCCAAAACCAAACUAAAAGUUGAAUUAGAAAAAGAACAGCAACAACAUAAUAAAACCAAAACUAACUUCCAGUCCCAAUUACGGGACUUAGCCACCAUACUGUUUCCCAGUAAUAGCAAUAUUAGUAAUCUUUCUUUUGCUGCUUUGAAAAAUGAAACCCAAAAAAUCAAAGAGAAAAAUCAAGAAUUAAAACUGGCUUUGAGUGAAGAGCAAAAAGUCUUAACCGAGAAAGAAGCAGAAAUUAAUUGA
Molecule: messenger RNA, 1148 nt
Organism: Racocetra persica
Lineage: Eukaryota; Fungi; Glomeromycota; Glomeromycetes; Diversisporales; Gigasporaceae
Source: the annotation of a GenBank genome assembly